AUGAGCCGCAUUCUGGCUCAUCGGUUUGCAUCAAAAUGUUUCACACCGCUGGAAUUAACCCAUCUGAAGGAUAAUUUUUACUCGUUGGCAUUGAAACAAGGCGACAUUCACUACUGGAACGAAGAAGUUCUAUCCAGAUUCCUGGGCAUACCGGAUGGUGACGAGAAAUUUGGCCUUGGUACUCUUGAUGCAGGUCCAGUCAUUUUUCGCAUGGUCUCUUACCUUGGAGCAUUCCCUUUUCAAAAUACUCUAGCACCAAGUGUUCUCACCUUUGACGCCAUGGUGAAAGUAAUUGUUCUGCUGACAGACCGCUACGGCAAGGUUUUGCGAAGAGGAAAGAAAGACCGUAUCAAGCUACUAUUUGGAAGUCUCGCAGAUAUCAGAAGAAAGGAAGAUUCUCCCAUCAAAUCUGGGGACAAGUCGGAUAACGAGCAGGGUCAAUCCAAAACCCGAUCUGAUGAAGCAGGGUUCUCAGUUGACAAACCUUCGAAUGAUGCCGACGACUACAAUGAUGACGAUGACCUAGUUCUUGCAGCACUUGAGUCUUUGGACGCUAUUGAAGUGUUUAAGCAUGACCAACGCAUUGACCGGACCGUCUACGAAGCUCAAAUUUCAUUUGACACAUUCCAACGGUUAUUGAUGCUGUUUGUUGUUAUAGGCCCGUUACAAUCCUGCGAAAAGACCUCAGAAUAUUUCUCUCAGCUCAAUGAGGAGUCCUUAAAAUCUGCUCGUUACUGUGUUGAAAACAUUCUCACUUCAUUCGACAUCGGAGACCGUACCAAAGGGAUAGAUUACGAGACCUUCUACUGGGUGAUCUCGACCUCCCUUCCGUACAUGUUUGAUUCUCUUACUCCACUUUUUGAGCAUCUACUUUUCAGCAAGAAUCUUGACUUGUCCAGGAGAAAGGACUCAGGAACUUGCUCAGUUAGUGAAGAGAAACAGAAAAAGGCAGAGUUGUCCUUUUCAUGUUCACACCCGCCAAUAAUCCUUCCAGGGUCUUUCAAACCCUGCAUUCUAGAUUCCGCAGUGAUCUCCCAUCUUUCCUUCUUCCUUUCGACCUCAUCUCCAACUCCCAACUUUCUGCAGAAUGGAACACGUCUACACGGAGUAUUUUCUUCUGAUACCCAUGGCGAAUCUCUGACAUCCUUUUCGCAUAACGUUCUUACUUGGGAUGCUCCAAGCAUUUUAUUGGUAACAGGUUCUAAUAGUCAUUCUUCUGGUGAGGAAGCUGAUAUAAUAACUGUUGGAGCAUAUAUUCCGCAACCCUGGAAAAUACCCGCAUCGACGUCAACGUCCCACUAUGACACAUCCCAUCAGUACCAACUACCCUGCCUAUUCCAGCUAGGUCCUAGGCAUGCAGUAAUGCAGGGUUCUCCAUCAAUCAAUUCUCUGAAAUCCAACCUACCUGUGGUAUCGUUUUCUACCAAGUCUGGUAUAGCUAUUGGCUGCAAAAUACCUCCACCAACACGCACAUCGAUGGACUCAAGCCGCCCUACGCCUGCUGGUAGUGGUAGUAUGUGGAUCGACCCCGCUCUGGAAAAUGCUGAAUUCGUCAUGUCGAAUGGCCUAAGUCAUGAGGAGGGCGUGUUUCUUCCCCCUGGAAUCGCACGUUGGUCUCCAUCACACCCCCCAUCGAAAGCAGAAAGUGAAACGAUUAAAAUAUCAAUCUAUAACAUCGAAGUUUGGGGGGUUGUUCAGACGGCGCCCACGCCUGCACAGUCACCAUAUCACAGUCGUACCUCCACAGCAAAUAGCGAUAUACCUGAUGCUGUUGCGCGCCAGCAGGCUAAUUGGAAUUUUGAAGCUCGCGAAGCUGAAAGACGCCGGGAAAUCCAUCUAAAUGUUGGUGGUGGUGAUUCCGAGGAACAGACUGGGAGAGCCUUGUUGGAAAUGGCUGGGAUCAUUGGAGAUUUAGCAAGACGCCGAUAA
Molecule: messenger RNA, 1929 nt
Organism: Trichophyton rubrum CBS 118892
Lineage: Eukaryota; Fungi; Ascomycota; Eurotiomycetes; Onygenales; Arthrodermataceae
Exons: 1
Coding region: 1-1929 (642 amino acids)
Source: RefSeq, a predicted model, not a curated record